Messenger RNA from Scheffersomyces amazonensis, 1794 nucleotides. It is a transcript of the gene ILV3, whose product is annotated as dihydroxy-acid dehydratase. Lineage: Eukaryota; Fungi; Ascomycota; Pichiomycetes; Serinales; Debaryomycetaceae. Gene Ontology annotation, biological process: branched-chain amino acid biosynthetic process. Gene Ontology annotation, cellular component: mitochondrion. The transcript has a single exon. Gene Ontology annotation, molecular function: dihydroxy-acid dehydratase activity. Bases 1 to 1794 code for a protein of 597 amino acids. The record is from RefSeq and is a predicted model, not a curated record.
AUGAGUUUACUUUACAAGGCUUCUUCAUUGAAGAAGCAAAAUGUUAACACAUUUCAAAGGUUUUUCUCAAUCUCCUCAAUCACUUUAUCUGAAAAGAAAUUGAAUAAAUAUUCUUCAAUUGUUACAUCUGAUCCUUCUCAAGGUGCAUCUCAAGCUAUGCUUUAUGCUACUGGAUUUGAUGAUGCUGAUUUCUCUAAGGCUCAAGUUGGUGUAGGAUCUGUUUGGUGGUCAGGAAAUCCAUGUAAUAUGCAUCUUAUGGAAUUAAAUAAUAGAUGUACUGAAUCAGUUAAUAAAGCAGGAUUAAAAGGUAUGCAAUUUAAUUCUAUUGGAGUUUCUGAUGGUAUUACCAAUGGUACUGAAGGUAUGAGAUAUUCAUUGCAAUCAAGAGAAAUUAUUGCCGAUUCUUUUGAAACUAUGACUUUAGGUCAAUUAUAUGAUGCUAAUAUCUCUAUUCCAUCUUGUGAUAAGAAUAUGCCUGGUGUUUUAAUGGCUAUGGCAAGACAUAAUAGACCUUCUAUUAUGGUUUAUGGUGGUACUAUUUUACCAGGAUCUCCAACUUGUGGUAAUCCAACUAUUCCUGAUAAAAUUGAUAUCAUUUCUGCUUUCCAAUCUUAUGGUCAAUAUUUAUCUAAGUCUAUUACAAAUGAUGAAAGAAAAGAUAUUGUAAGACAUGCUUGUCCAGGUCCUGGUGCUUGUGGUGGUAUGUAUACUGCCAAUACUAUGGCCUCAGCCAUUGAAGUUUUAGGUAUGUCUUUACCAUUUUCAUCAUCUGCUCCAGCAGUCUCUAAGGAAAAGGAAGAAGAAUGUGCUAAUAUUGGUGAAGCCAUUAAGAACUUAUUAAUAUUAGAUUUGAAACCAAGAGAUAUCAUGACAAAGAAGUCCUUUGAAAAUGCUAUUACUUAUGUUAUUGCAACUGGUGGUUCAACUAAUGCUGUAUUACAUAUUAUUGCUAUUGCUUCAUCUGCUGGUAUUGAAAUAACCGUGGAUGAUUUCCAAAGAAUUUCUGAUUCUACACCAUUGUUGGCUGAUUUCAAACCAUCUGGUAAAUACGUUAUGGCUGAUUUACAAGGUGUUGGAGGUACUCCAGCUGUAUUGAAAUACUUAGUAUCCGAAGGUUUAAUUGAUGCAUCACAAUACACUGUUACUGGUAAGACUAUUAAAGAAAACUUAGAAAAGGUAUCUGGUUUACCUAAAGGUCAAGACAUUGUUAGACCGAUUUCAAAUCCAUUGAAAACAAGUGGUCAUUUACAAAUCUUGAAAGGUUCUUUAGCUCCUGGUUCUGCUGUUGGUAAGAUUACUGGUAAAGAAGGUACCUACUUUAAGGGUAAAGCUAGAGUAUUUGAUGAUGAAGGUGCCUUUAUUACUGCUUUAGAAAAAGGUGAAAUCAAAAAAGGUGAAAAGACUGUUUGUGUCAUUAGAUAUGAAGGUCCAAAGGGUGGUCCAGGUAUGCCAGAAAUGUUAAAACCAUCAUCUGCUUUAAUGGGUUACGGUUUAGGUAAAGAUGUUGCACUUUUAACUGAUGGUAGAUUUUCUGGUGGAUCUCAUGGUUUCUUAAUUGGUCAUAUUGUUCCAGAAGCUGCUGAAGGUGGUCCAAUUGCUUUUGUUCAAGAUGGUGAUGAAAUUGUCAUUGAUGCUGAUAAGAAUAUUAUUGAUUUAUUAGUUGAUGAAUCUGUAUUAGCUGAAAGAAGAAAAGGUUGGACUCCUCCACCACCAAGAUAUACUAGAGGUACAUUAGCUAAAUAUGCUAAAUUAGUUAGUGAUGCUUCUAAAGGUUGUGUUACUGAUUUAGUAUAA